This is a messenger RNA of Ectocarpus siliculosus, 2095 nucleotides long. The record is from the annotation of a GenBank genome assembly. NCBI's taxonomy places the organism in Eukaryota, Phaeophyceae, Ectocarpales, Ectocarpaceae.
AUGUACUCGGACCGGGUGUCGGGUACGUGGGCGCCCGGCUCGAACACAAGGUUCCACCCAGCGCGAACGAUCCGCUGGCGAGAGCUCACAGGCCUGCAGCACCUCGCCGACGGGGCGAUGUGCUCGUGCUACACGGCGCAUCUGGCGGGGCACGGAACUGUGGUCGUCAAGAAGCCGAGUCGGCGCAGCAACGAGACUCUGGAGGAGAUCGAGCGGGAGUUGGACAUCGAGAAGGCCUACCUCGCCAGCUUGCAGCACCCCAACAUCGUGAGGCUCAUCGGUAGCGGCCGCCGCGGCAUCAAGAACAAUUUCCAGCCCUUCCUCGUGCUCGAGUACCUGUCCGGGAACACCCUCGCUAACCUCAUCUCCAAGCGGAGGCGCGGCGAGUUCGAAAUCCCCCAUUUCGUCUUGGACGGCAAGAAGAACUACAUCCCCUGGGCGCAGGCCAUGGGGUGGGCACAGGACAUGGCGUCGGCACUCCACUACAUGCACCACGAGGCCUCUCCGGGAUACAUGUACAUAUGCCGAGACCUGAAGCCGGACAACAUCGGCUUUGCCGCGGACGGCACUCUCAAGAUGUUCGACAUGGGGCUUGCCAAAAGGGUGGCGAGGAAGUCGGGCACAAACCAGCGGUACACGAUGACGAGUAGAUGUGGUACCCUUCGCUACAUGCCACCAGAGGCGUUCCUCGGGUGCUCGUACAACGAAAAGGUGGACGUCUACGCGUGGUCCCACGUGGUAGCGGAGAUGCUCUCCCUCGAUGUGCCGUACGAACACAUGGGCACCCACGAGUUCCGAGCGACGGUGGCCCUGGGUCGCCGGAGACCCAACGUAGAGAGGCGGUGGCCGCGGAGCAUACAGCGCCUGCUGAGACGGUGCUGGGACCGAGACCCGGCCGUGAGGCCGAGCUUCGGGGAGAUUCUGGAGGCGGGCGUUCUGGAGCAGGCAGCGGGCCCCCAACAAUCCUGGUUCCACCACUUCAGCCUCCGGCGGCCCUCGUCAGCAACAGCCACCAGAGACGAGGCGACUGCUGUGGCGAACGCCGACCAGAACCUCACCGAACGUGCUUCGCGCGGGCGGAUAGCGACCAUCGACCUCUCCGGCGACCCCAACCACCGGUCCCCCGCCCCGCAGCCCGAAGGGGCUUCGGUGGCCCCGGUGGUAACGGUGGGAGACUCAGAGGAAGAAGACGCGGCGGGAGUAGGAACCCGGCCUAACUCCACCCCCGCAAGGCUCAUCCGGCUCGGACCGUGGGCACUACCCGUGUGCUUUUUUGGAGGCGGCGCACGGGCAUAGACUACCACUGCUGUGUGGACGUUGUUUUUUGUCUGUUUCGUUGUGUUAUAGAAACCCUACGCGUGCGGCCGCUCCGCUUUGCGCCGCGCUCCUUGUUGUUGUCUUAGUGUCGUUUUUUCAGCGGAGUGUUCUUCUUGGUGGUUCAAAGAAAAAAAGAGUGUGUGUCGGGUGAUGAUGUGCUGGCCAACAGAUUUUUAAGAGGGUGGCCGGUUUAGAGGUGCUGGGGGACGACGUGUAUGUGAGGUGUGGUUGUUUCGACGGUCCGUGUCAACAGUGGCAGCGGUGUCUUUGGUGCGUUUCUUUCUUUGUUCGUCGUGGUCGUCUUGUUUUGUGUAGUUGAACAAUAAGUAACCUGCUCCGGUCGGUCUUGCGCCGUCUGCCCACAUACAUGUGGAGUUUUUUUUCAGGCCCUAGACGAUUAUUAGGAAAUUAGAUGAUCGGCUCGGCUAGAGGUCCUUCGGGUUUUAAAGUUGUACGUUGUCAUUGCAUUGUACGAAGUAGCCCUCCUGGGGUACACUAGUCUAUCUACGAGUACAGGUGUACGGGAUGAGCUGGAGUCCGUGCAUAACGAUGCUUGAGUGAGAUGAUGACCAGAGAGAGAGAGAAAGAAAGUCUAUUGCCUUGCUUGAUGGUCAGGUUGCCGGUUUGGUUCCGCUGCUAUUUUUUAUAUAUAUUAUAAAGUAAGAAAUUGAAGCUGGUCUAUGGUAUGCAACCACGGUUGGUUGUCCUGCCCUUUGGUUAUCACCCCGUAAACACUUAUAGCGAAUGAUUGUACUCUCCACCACCUCGUCGUGUGUUG